Pyrus x bretschneideri (Chinese white pear) is the source of this 591-nucleotide messenger RNA. RefSeq names its product 10 kDa chaperonin 1, chloroplastic-like. Gene Ontology annotation, molecular function: metal ion binding; ATP binding; protein-folding chaperone binding. The record is from RefSeq and is a predicted model, not a curated record. Lineage: Eukaryota; Viridiplantae; Streptophyta; Magnoliopsida; Rosales; Rosaceae. Bases 1 to 405 code for a protein of 134 amino acids. Gene Ontology annotation, cellular component: mitochondrial matrix. The transcript has 7 exons.
AUGGCUUGCACUUUCGUCACACUACCAACCCCCUUGCCGUCCAAACCCAACACUGCUUCUCUGUCCAACAGCCAGAAGCUACUCGCAGUUUCGCUCAAGUCUGCGAAGGAACAAUUGAGAGUCAACGCAAUUGCCACGAAAUGGGAACCCACCAAGUUGGUUCCGCAAGCUGACACACUGCUAAUUCGUCUCGAGGAGCUCCCUCUGAAAUCAGCUGGAGGAGUUUUGCUGCCCAAGUCAGCUGUUAAAUUUGAACGCUAUCUUAUGGGAGAAAUUCUUUCUGUUGGUGCUGACGUUGGGGAAGUGAAGGCUGGAAAGAAGGUUCUUUUUUCGGACAUAAAUGCAUAUGAGGUGGAUUUGGGAGUAGAUGGGACUUGGGAGGCAUUGGUUCUGCAAAGAGAGUGAAAUAUUGGCCGUAGUCGAAUAAAGUUUCAGCUCCGAGUAGGUACAAUGGUUUACAUGAUUGUUUCGUGAGACUUUUCGUUGCCAGGAUGUUUUUCCUUGUAGUGUCUCCUAACUCCCAAAACUAUAUAUUCAAUCCAAUUUGUAAACAACACUUUUCUCCAUUAAUUUUUAGACUUUGAUCUUCAA